Spea bombifrons (plains spadefoot toad) is the source of this 1236-nucleotide messenger RNA. It is a transcript of the gene EIF2S1, whose product is annotated as eukaryotic translation initiation factor 2 subunit alpha. The record is from RefSeq and is a predicted model, not a curated record. Bases 145 to 1092 code for a protein of 315 amino acids. Gene Ontology annotation, cellular component: eukaryotic 48S preinitiation complex; multi-eIF complex; eukaryotic translation initiation factor 2B complex. NCBI's taxonomy places the organism in Eukaryota, Metazoa, Chordata, Amphibia, Anura, Pelobatidae. Gene Ontology annotation, molecular function: RNA binding; ribosome binding; translation initiation factor activity. The transcript is spliced from 8 exons.
AUGACACUGCUUCCUGAGCCCCUGGCGCGCAUGCGUAGAGCCCUCUUGCCGGAACGCGUGCUGAUGAAAUAACGCAGUGUGUGAUACAGUAAGGCAGCUGGGGCCCGCAUUUUUAUAUUUAAGGACCGGACGAACUAAGACAAGAUGCCAGGGUUAAGCUGUAGAUUUUACCAGCACAAAUUUCCCGAAGUGGAUGAUGUGGUCAUGGUCAACGUACGGUCCAUCGCUGAGAUGGGAGCAUAUGUCAGCCUUUUAGAAUACAACAACAUAGAGGGCAUGAUCUUGCUUAGUGAGCUCUCAAGAAGACGUAUCCGCUCUAUCAACAAACUUAUCCGCAUUGGCAGAAACGAGUGUGUUGUUGUCAUACGAGUUGAUAAAGACAAAGGCUACAUAGACUUGUCCAAAAGGCGAGUUUCACCCGAAGAAGCAUUGAAAUGUGAAGACAAGUUUACCAAAUCUAAAACUGUUUACAGCAUCCUUCGUCAUGUGGCAGAAGUUUUGGAAUACACAAAGGAUGAACAGCUGGAGAGUUUAUUUCAAAGGACAGCUUGGGUGUUUGAUGAUAAAUACAAGAGGCCAGGAUAUGGAGCUUAUGAUGCAUUUAAGCAAGCAGUCUCCGACCCUUCUGUUCUGGAUGGACUCGACUUGAUAGAGGAAGAGAGGCGUGUUCUUAUUGAUAACAUUAAUAGACGUUUGACCCCACAAGCUGUAAAAAUUAGGGCAGAUAUUGAAGUGGCAUGCUAUGGAUACGAGGGCAUUGAUGCUGUAAAGGAUGCUUUGAGAGCAGGACUUAGUUGUUCUACAGAAAAUAUGCCAAUUAAGAUAAAUCUUAUUGCCCCACCUCGUUAUGUAAUGACUACCACAACCCUGGAGAGGACAGAAGGCCUUUCUGUGCUAAAUCAAGCAAUGUCCGUCAUCAAGGAAAAGAUUGAGGAGAAAAGAGGAGUAUUCAAUGUGCAAAUGGAGCCCAAGGUAGUCACAGACACAGAUGAAACUGAGCUUGCCAGACAGCUGGAACGAUUGGAAAAAGAAAAUGCAGAGGUUGACGGAGAUGAUGAUGCAGAGGAAAUGGAAGCAAAGGCUGAAGAUUAAUAUAAUAAAAAUUCAAAUCGCCAUCAAAAAAGGAAAAAAAAAAUCUGUCGCGUUACACAAACUUUCUUCCAAAUGUUUCAUGCAUUUUUGAUUUCAGGAUAUACACAUAUUAAACAUCAUAAGCCUAACACAUUUAUAUUUUAA